Molecule: messenger RNA, 818 nt
Organism: Camellia sinensis
Lineage: Eukaryota; Viridiplantae; Streptophyta; Magnoliopsida; Ericales; Theaceae
Source: RefSeq, a predicted model, not a curated record
UUGAAAUAUAUUAAUCGUUUUUUCUUGUCAGAUGAAGAAUGGAGAAUUAAAAGAAAUGCGGCCAAGCGAGCAGCGUAUGCAAACAAAAAGUUAUCUAUGGCCCAUGAUGAAAUGAAUCAUCAUGGGGUUGCCUUUUGUUGGAUAUUAACACCUGGACCUGUGAUUGAUUUUCUUCUAGCCAAUCAGAAUGCACGGGAACCUCGUAAUAUUGACUGGGCAAAGGCUAAGAAAAUGCUAAAAAAUAUGACGGUUAAGACAAGGCACAGCAACAUGGAAUUUAAGAUCAUAGGCUUGAGUGAAAAGCCUUGCAAUCAGCAAUUGUAAUGUCAAAAUCUAAGAAUGAAUUGGGUGCAUCUAAACUGGAGUAGAAAGUUCGGGUGGCCUCUAAUUGAUCACAUCUCUACUUUUGGUAUGGUCUGUUUGGCUCUUUAAAGACUGCUGCUUUUUCAUGUAUCCGAAGGCUACUUGAUGCUUUUGUGCUAGAAAUGCAUCGACGUAAAGAUGUGAAUAUUUGGGUAGACCUGCUUGAAUAGCUUCAGGUUUGAAGUAUUAUGGAAACUGGUUUAAGUUUUUCCUUCCCUUCUUUUCUUGAUAUUAAACAAUUAUCCCCGGCUGAGUGAACUGAUAUAUUGUGAUUGGUGGAACUCCUUUUUGAUUUGCAGUUAAUAUUUAUCUAUUUGUGAUUCUUCCAUUUGUUAUUUUGCGUAUAUGUUUUUGCUUAAAUGACGUAAUCAGUUUUUUGAUAAGUAUAGUUCUCGGGCUAUAUCUAUUCUGUGGGUUUGUCCUUGAGCUACCUGCAGCAGUUAGUCAUGUGUGAA